AUGCAUGGCAUACGGGAGGAGUUCCAGCUGCAGGGGGACGCGGCGGUGGAGGCCAUUGUCGGCGCCGCCAAGCUGGGCGCGUUCUUUGGGACGUUCCUUGGGGGUGCCCUGAUGCUGCGCCACGGCCGCCGCGUCGCGAUCGCCGCCCAGGCGGCGUUCUUUGCGGGCGGCCCGAUCCUGAUGGCCGCGGCGCGGGGACCAGGCGCCCUGGUGGCCGGGCGCCUCGUCAUCGGGCUGGGCAUCGGGGCGUCGGCCACGGCGGUACCUGCGUACCUUGCUGAGGUGGCGCCCGCGCGCAGCAGGGGGGCGGUCGUGCAAGUCUACGAGGUCAUGCUGACUGGCGGGAUGCUGGCGGCUGUGCUGGUCGACGCCGCACUGGCAGGCGGCGGCGGCGCCGCUGGCCGCAGCGCUGCCGGCGGCGGCGGCGGCGGCGCGUGGCGCUGGAUGGUGGGGCUGCCUGCUGUUCCGGGCGCCCUCAUGGCGGCGGCGGUGGCGCUGCUGCCGGAGAGCCCGAGGUGGUUAGUCAUGCGGGAUGACUUGGACGGCGCACUGAGGGUGCUGCACUCGAUCACAGCCACAGGCGGCGGCGGCGCCGGGGGCCAGCCAGGAUCCGGGCGGGGCGCUGGCGACGAGGCGGCAGCAGCUGCAGCGGCGGCGGUGGUGGCUGCUGAGGACGAGUUGCUGCUGCUGUGGAGCUCAGUGGAGCGCGACCGGGCGGCGGUGCUGGACCGGCGGCGGCAGCUGCUGGGGGCGGGGCGGCAGCCGCGGGGUCCCAAGGGGAGAGCGGCGCCGGCGCAGGCGCAGGGCUUGGGCGGUGAAGGGGCUGGCGGCGGCGGCGGCGGUGAGGUGGCAGCGGGGGUGGAGGAGGACGGGGAGGAGGAGGCCGGCCGCGCGCGGCUGCUGCCUGGCGGCGGUGGCAACAGCGGAUGGGAAGGCGGAGGCGGCGGCGGCGUCGCCCCUGCGGGAUCGCAGCAAGGCGGUGCGCGGGCGGCGCCACCUAGGGUGGUCGAGCCGCCGACAUUGAUUGCGGCCACCGCGGCAGCCGGCAUCGUCAAUGGUACAGCGGGUGGCGGCGGCUGGAGCAGCGCGCGGGGAGGGGAGGAUGAUGCGGGGUCGUGCGGUGGAGCCGGCGGCGGCGAGCCGGGGCGGGAGCGGACGCUGGCCCACACGCUGUGGUGCAUGCUAAUAGACGUGGCCGCCGUUGCGCGCGGUCCGGAGCGGCGCGCGUUCGCGCUGGCGGCGGGCCUCGCCGUGUUUGACCAGGCAAGCGCGAGCACCGCCAUCAUCAACUACUGCCCCGUAAUCCUCGAGACAAAGCUAGGCGUGCCCCCCGCCCGCGCGACCCUGCUGCCCGCGCUCAUCGCGGUAACAAAAGCUGCCGCCGCCGCCGCCGCGCUGCUGCUCGUCGACCGCCUCGGCCGCCGCCCGCUGCUCAUCGGCGGCGGCGCCGCCGCGGCCGCGGGGCUGCUGGCGGCGGCGGGCGGCGCGGGGGCGGGCAGCGCGGGGGGCUUCCUGGCCGGGGCGUGCCUCUUCAUAUUCGCGUUCAGCCUGUCGUGGGCGGGGCUGUACUGGGUGGUGGUGUCGGAGCUCUUCAGCAUGGUGAGUCACGCAAUUUCAAACGAGUAA
This is a messenger RNA of Monoraphidium neglectum, 1626 nucleotides long. RefSeq lists its product as hypothetical. Gene Ontology annotation, molecular function: myo-inositol:proton symporter activity. The transcript has 7 exons. Gene Ontology annotation, cellular component: membrane. Bases 1 to 1626 code for a protein of 541 amino acids. Gene Ontology annotation, biological process: transmembrane transport. The record is from RefSeq and is a predicted model, not a curated record. NCBI's taxonomy places the organism in Eukaryota, Viridiplantae, Chlorophyta, Chlorophyceae, Sphaeropleales, Selenastraceae.